UAUUAUUAUUAUUAUUAUUAUUAUUGCUGUUGUUGUUGCUGCCGUUACUGUUGUUGUUUAUCUUGUUGAAAGUCGCAUCUCUGAUCAGUGCCAAAAACAACAACAAUCACCACCACAAUCACUACCACAAUCAUCACCACCACUGCCACAGCACAAUCAACAACCCCUGCCCUUCAAAGCAACAACAAUAACAACAACCAAAAGAACAACACACAACCACAAUCUACACUCAACACCACGUGAAAGUCUACCACCACCACUACUACAACCACAACCAAUACAACUAACACCCACACUACUACCCAACUUCCCCUAAGACCAUCACCUUCGUCCUUACCAUUAUCACUACUACCACUACAACCACCACCACCACCAGUACCACCACCACCACCACCACCACCACCGCCACCGCCACAGCCGCCGUCACCUGUCACCCUCCAGCCCCCGAAGCCGAACAAGCAUUUUAAGGAAGGCGUCUGGGCCAUCAGCAGCGGGGACGACCGACUCCUCGCGGAUUAUUCCCCGCCGACGCAGGAAAGAAAAUUGGGUCCAAAGUCCCAGGAGACCUUCAACAUUGGGAGAAUCGACCACUGAAAUUACACUCCACCCACAGCCACCUCCCCCCGCCCUUCCGUCUCUUUUUCCCUACGCGCCCAACCGACCCAUCUUUUCUCCGAUCUCCCUACUCCUCCCCUCUUACUCCUCCCGUACCUCCACCCCCACUUCCUUCGCUUCCAUCGCUAUCAGGAAAUUAAGGAGAUUCCUCUGUGUUUUGCUGACGUCUGGGGGCAGAGGACACGGGUGAUCGGUUGGCUCAUCGACAAGGCUGGAGGACUGGCGGGGCUACUGGCGGUGCCGCGGUGUGGGGGGUGACGGGCGCACCUAAGAACAUGAUGUGAGUGUGCAGCGCCGCUGGGAGACACGUGUGGCUGGCUGAGUGGGAGGGAAUCACCACUACUCCAUCACCACCACGCCAUCAUCACCCCGACACCACGUCCUUCCCGCCGGCAGCUCCGAAGAAUGUUAGAGGAUCCCAGUCAAGAUGCUGCAGAAGAGUCGGCGCUGGGCGGCCUGGGGGAUGCUGGGGCGGUGAGAGACAAGGCUGGGGGUCUGCCGUGCCGCGAGCCGGUGUCCUGCGGAGGCCUAUUCCAGGAGGACGGCACGGGGCAGCUGCUUCCCAUCGAUCGCCUGAGCCUCCUGUUGGUAGACGCGUCGGGCAUCAACGGUAGCAACGGCUCCUCCUCCGGCACGCACUACCACCCGCCGCUCUUCAACUUCUCGUCUGAUGAGCUGCUGGAUGUGCUGUCCGGCGUGAAGGAUGGCUACCUGGACGCCGUCACGCAGGUGGUGUUCAUCGUGUGUUACGCCAGCCUCAUGGUGCUGGGCGUGGGCGGCAACCUGAUGGUGGGCUGGAUCAUUUGGCGCAAGAAGACGAUGAGGACGCCUCGCAACCUAUACAUCAUCAACUUGACAGUGUCCGACCUCAGCAUGUGCCUGGUGUGCAUGCCCAUCACGCUGGUGGGGCUGCUCUACAAGAACUGGGGCAUGGGCGAACUGCUCUGCAAGUUAGUGCCGGUGCUACAGAGCGCCAACAUCAUGGUGUCCACCUCCACCGUGCUGGCCAUCGCCCUGGACCGCUACGCCACCAUCGUCAAGGUCGGCAGGUCCUCGAGAAGUAAGCUGCACGUCACCUCCUCCAUCGUGGCCAUCUGGACCUCGUCGGUGCUGUUCACGAUGCCGCUCUACUUUUACCACAGCGUGACACAGGUCCGCCUGGGCCACAUCGUCCUCUACGAGCGGUGCAUCUUCCACUGGCCGUCGCGGACGGCGCGCAACGCGUGGCUCAUCCUGUUGUUAGUGACGCAGUACGGGAUCCCCAUCGUGGUGCUGAGCGUGGUGCACGCCCGCAUCAAACAGUACCUGGGCCACCACCUCAUGGGCCAGUACGACGAACGCCGCGCCCAGCGGGAGAUAGAGAGGAACCGCAAAACUACGAUCCUUCUCUCAACCAUCGCCGUGGCCUUCGCCGUGUGCUGGCUGCCCUGGCACGUUGUAAACCUUCUCGCAGACUUCGAGUACGAGGGUCUGCGGGACCCCAAGCACUUCUAUGCCGUGUUCGGUGCCUCGCACAUCAUGGCGAUGAGCUCGGCGUGCAUCAACCCGGUGCUGUACGGCUGGCUCAACACCAACCUGCGGCGGGAGCUGGUGGAGGUACUGCCGCCCAUUUGCGUCAAGCUGGGCUGCCUCCUGCCGGGUGUGCGGGGGCCCGGGCGGAGUCUGGGCGGGGGCGGCGCAGGGGACUCCCCGACGAGACAACCAGAGAGUGUGACCCUCCUAGUGUUCCAGACCCACCCGCCCACCAGCCUCAUGCACCCCCUGUCCCGCUCCCCCGUCCCCCCCACCACCAACAGCACGCCCAUCACCACCACCACCACCACGACUGCCACCACCAACGCCAUCACCACCACUACUACUAUACUCGGGAACGACAUAUAGCACGGCGUCAUCUGGAGGCGAGGAGGGGAGGAAGUGAGGAUUACCGAGCACGCAGGAGGAGGACGAGGAAGAGGACGAGGACGAGGGAGAAGAAGAGUAAGAGUAAGAGGAGGCGAAGAAAGGAAUGGUUGUGAUAUAAAGAAAGGAUGUGAAGUUGAAAUGGACGGUGGAAGAGAGAACAACAACCACGUUAGAAAAGAGGAAGAAGAGGAAGAAGAGGAAGAGGAGGAAGAGGAGAAGAAGAAGAAUGGAAUGGUUGUGAUAUAAAGCGUGGAAGUGACUUUGAAAUGGAUGAUAAAAGAGGAAACGUAAAUCAGGUCAUAAACGGGGAAGAGGAGGAGGAUGAAGAAGAC
Molecule: messenger RNA, 2849 nt
Organism: Eriocheir sinensis (Chinese mitten crab)
Lineage: Eukaryota; Metazoa; Arthropoda; Malacostraca; Decapoda; Varunidae
Product: neuropeptide Y receptor type 6-like
Exons: 4
Coding region: 1021-2496 (491 amino acids)
Biological process (GO): G protein-coupled receptor signaling pathway
Cellular component (GO): membrane
Molecular function (GO): neuropeptide Y receptor activity
Source: RefSeq, a predicted model, not a curated record